Durotheca rogersii is the source of this 1955-nucleotide messenger RNA. RefSeq names its product diphthamide biosynthesis protein. The record is from RefSeq and is a predicted model, not a curated record. The coding region runs from base 157 to 1671 and encodes 504 amino acids. The transcript is spliced from 2 exons. NCBI's taxonomy places the organism in Eukaryota, Fungi, Ascomycota, Sordariomycetes, Xylariales, Xylariaceae. Gene Ontology annotation, molecular function: 2-(3-amino-3-carboxypropyl)histidine synthase activity. Gene Ontology annotation, biological process: protein histidyl modification to diphthamide.
AACCAUUGCCCCUCCAAAACCUCCUUGGCCACCGCCCAACCUCGACGACUUCGUAGACCCGACCACGAGCUCCUCCAUGUCUACGAGAUCGAACGGACCGCCGCCGAGAUCCGCCGCCAUGGCUGGUCGCGCGUCGCAUUGCAGUUCCCCGAUGCCAUGCUGCCCGAUGCCCCCUGGGUUGUCGGUGCCUUGGAUUCUCGACUGCGGAAGUUGGCCGAGGAGGACGACGGGAACAGGGACGUAGAAGGGGGAGGAGACGCUCAACGAGAGCAGCCGAGCCAAGGGGGAAAGCAGAGGAAUCGCCUAUACAUCCUAGCUGACACAUCCUACAGCGCAUGCUGCGUCGACGAGAUCGCGGCCGAGCACGCUAACGCCGAUGUUGUCGUCCAUUACGGCCGUGCGUGCCUCAGCCCGACCUCGAGAUUGCCGGUGCUGCACGUCUUCACGAGACAGGUCCUCGAGUACGAUGCCGUUAUCGACGCCUUCGAGAGGGAGUUCCCGGGGAAUGCGGAGAAGGUGGUUGUCAUGGCGGAUGUCAUGUUCCAGGAGCACAUCCUACCAAUAUGUAACUUGCUUAGAGACCGGGGGCAUCGCAACGUCGUCGCGACCGAGAUUUUCCGAGACCCGGCUGGGCCGAUACCGAAUCGCAAGUUGGUUCCGCUCGAUACUUCGCCCGCCAGCCACGUCGACUACAACUUAAAUGAAUACCACCUUUUCCAUAUUUCCACCCCUCCUACCUCCCUCCUCUUGACCCUCUCCUCGCGUCUUGCCUCCUUACGUAUCUAUACUACACCCUCCUCGCCCUACACGACCGAUUCGGCUCCUCUGGACCCAAGCACGACGCCGUCUCUCCUUCGCCGUCGUUAUGCGCUCGUCAUUCGGCUCGCCACCGCUUCCGUCAUCGGAAUUCUGGUGAACACGCUGUCGGUAAAGAAUUACAUGUCUACCAUCUCCACCCUCCAGAAGAACAUCGCCGCCGCCGGAAAGAAGAGUUAUACCAUCGUUGUUGGCAAGCUGAACGCGGCGAAGCUGGCCAAUUUUGCCGAGGUCGAUGGGUGGGUUGUCGUCGGGUGCUGGGAGAGCGGGUUGGUUGAGCAGGAGGGCUUAUGGAAGCCCGUGGUUACGCCUUUUGAACUAGGGCUGGCGCUUGAGGGCGAAGAGAGCAGGGUCUGGACUGGCGAGUGGUGGGGCGGUAUCGAGGGCGUCAAUAGCUUGCUACCUACGGGUACGGGCACCGACAGCGUCCCCCGUCAAGGAGAAGUGGGGAACGAAGGAGAAGCGCUCGGACCUGCGGUAGAAGAAGUCGAAGGUGGUGUGGACGAUGAAGAGUCAGAACCGCCCGAGUUCGACCUUCGGACCGGCAAGCUCGUCAGUCAUAGCCGACCGAUGAGACUCGCCGUGCGGAGCAUCCCGAGGAGUGUGGGCGAACUCGGCAGCGCCAGCAUCGACCCCGAUCAAAAGACUCCGUCGUCAGCAGUAAUCAAGAGGACGACGGGAGACGUGGUGCUCGUCAACGGCAUAGCUAGCCCGGGAGCAGAGUUCCUGAGGUCACAAAGGACAUGGCGGGGCCUGGGCACGGACUUCGACGACGAAGAAAGCACCGUCAUCGAGGAAGGGCUGAGCGGUAUCGCGAGAGGGUAUACCAUUGGCCAGGGACAGAUCCCGACGUGAACUACGAUCCCCGGCUGUUCAUGGCAAUUCGCAAACUAAGCGAAUCAACCCAGCAAGAAGAGCCAGUUUCGAUAAUUGGCGGGCCUCCUCCUAUCGCUACCGGCGUUAAAUCUCGAGGAGCAAUCUCGACAUUGUUCGCCAAAAUGGCGGAUGUGUACGUUGAUUGCGUUUUUACGUACAUAUACUACGGAGCCAAUAUCCCGGUCUAACAGUGAGCUGUCGCUACUCCACGUCUACCGUCCGGAUAAGUUGAAUGAACUUAUGGGUGCGCGUAGCAGCGCAGG